AUGGCACAUCGCGAUAAAGUCGAUCAGGAAAUACAUAGAAUGAUAAAUGUGGGAAUAAAUGUGGGAAUUAUACAACGUUCCAAGAGUCCCUACAUUAAUCCUAUUGUCCCAGUAAUAAAAAAAGAUGGGUCAGUCCGUUUGUGCCUAGACGCGAGGAAAUUAAAUGACAUUCUGAUCGAAGAUUGGGAGUGUCCAGAGUCGGCGGAAGUAUUAUUCCAGAAAUGUAAAGGAAUGAACAUCAUGACGAAUCUGGACAUGACAAGCAGCGCUAGUACGAGGACUCGAGCACGCACUUCUUGGAAUGGGCGAGCACAUUAUUACUUUCGUGAACGACACUUUAAUAACAUCGGAAACGAUCAACACGCAGCUGAAGCCGUACCGCUUCUGAAACUAAUAAAAAAGGGAGCGAGAUGGGAUUGGAACAAAGAAGCAGAGAAGAGUUUCGAAAGAGUAAAGAAAUUAUUCAGCGAAUCGAUCAUGCUGUAUUUGCCAGACUCGACGAAAGGUUACUAUUUUGAGUCUGAUGCAAGCGACUACGCUCUCGGGGCAGUAUAA
This is a messenger RNA of Belonocnema kinseyi, 555 nucleotides long. RefSeq lists its product as uncharacterized. The record is from RefSeq and is a predicted model, not a curated record. NCBI's taxonomy places the organism in Eukaryota, Metazoa, Arthropoda, Insecta, Hymenoptera, Cynipidae. The transcript has 2 exons. Bases 1 to 555 code for a protein of 184 amino acids.